UUUAUUUCCUUCUCUUCUUUUCUUUGCAUGUCACCUUGAACUGCUAGUUUAUUUUCUACUUUGCGAAAAAUAUAUUCCUUUCCCUCUAUUCUGUUUCAUAGAAUCUUUCUUCCAGAACUAUUGAACAGCUUCUUCAUCAAAUCAUUCUUUUCUUGUAGAAUGCACCUUGAUACUAUACUACACACAAAAAAUACAAAGUUGAUUAUUUCCUUCCUUUAGCUUACUAUCUUUGUUAAAUAUUAGAAUCUGGUUGCUUGAGAAUUGAGGCUUAGAUAUCUUGAAAAGAGUUAUUUCUUAGUAGCUUCAGCCAGGAGCAAAAACAAGAACAAAAAGGGAGGAAGAAUGAGGCUCAUAGUAGAAGUAAUAGAUGCUCAUGAUCUUAUGCCCAAAGAUGGUGAAGGAUCAGCAAGUCCAUUUGUAGAAGUUGAUUUUGAUAACCAACUUAGCAAAACUAGAACAGUCCCAAAGAAUCUCAACCCCACUUGGAACCAUAAACUUAUCUUCCAUCUUGAUGAUAUAAAAAACCAUCGAUACAAAUACAUUGAAGUUUCCGUGUAUCAUGAGAGAAGGCCUAUUCCGGGAAGAAACUUUCUUGGAAGGGUGAGAAUUCCUUGCUCAAAUAUAGUCAAGAAAGGGGAAGAAGUUUAUCAAAGAUUCCAACUUGAAAGGAAAUGGUUUUCCUCAUUUGUUAAAGGAGAGAUCGGCCUCAAAAUAUACAUUUCACCACAAUCUGAUCCAAAUUUAUAUCCUCAAAAAUCUUCUAUCCAGCCAACCCCAAAAUCUUCUAGUCCUCCAAAUAUUCCUUCCAUAGAAAAUCCAGAAAAUUUAGAUAAUCCACCAAGUUCACUUCCUGCCCCUGAAGUUUCUACUCUUGAUACUCCUAAAGCUAGUAAUAGUUCAGAAGUACAAAAAACUGAAAACACUGCAAUUUCUGCGGCUGAUCAGUCUUCUAGCUUUGCUGUAGUAGAAAAACCUGGUCAUCUUUCUCCAAGUGAGCAGGCCACAGAAUCAGUUCAGCACAUUGAAGAAAGACCUCAAUUCAUUUUCAAGCAUCAAGCUAUGCAGCAGCCAGUCAUAUCAAUAAGGAAGAGACCAGGUUUCCAACCACCAAUGCAGCAUCAAGCAGACCACCCCCAAGCUAUUCAUAGCCACCCACAUGUACAACCGAAAAUGCAGCAUCAAGUAGAGCACCACCGACCUAUCCAUAGCCACCCGGGUGUCCAACCACCAAUGCAGCAUCAAGUAGACCACCCCCGAACGAUGCAUAACCACCCUAACGAUGAGUAUGAGCUGAAGGACACGAAUCCUCAGCUUGGUCAGCAGUGGCCACGUGGCGGAGGAUAUGGAGGAAGAGGAUGGAUGAAUAGUGAUAGACAUGCAAGCACAUACGACCUUGUGGAGCAGAUGUUUUAUCUUUAUGUUCGAGUUGUUAAGUCCAAAGAUCUUCAACCAAGUGUCCUCACCGGUAGCUGUGAUCCAUAUGUGGAAGUGAAGCUAGGGAAUUACAAAGGAAGGACAAAACAUUUUGAUAAGAAAAUGAAUCCUGAGUGGAACCAGGUAUUUGCUUUCUCUAAAGAUCGAAUUCAGUCUUCAGUUCUUGAAGUGUACGUGAAGGAUAAAGAUAUGAUGGGAAGAGAUGAUAAUCUUGGAAGGGUGGUUUUUGACUUGAAUGAGGUCCCAACAAGAGUUCCUCCUGAUAGUCCCUUGGCUCCUCAAUGGUACAGACUGGAGGAUCGACGAGGAGAAGGGAAAGUAAGAGGGGAAAUCAUGCUUGCUGUUUGGAUGGGAACACAAGCAGAUGAAGCAUUUUCAGAUGCUUGGCAUGCAGAUGCUGCCUUUGUUCAUGGAGAGGGAGUUAUGAGUGUCAGGUCCAAAGUUUACGUCUCUCCAAAACUUUGGUACCUGAGAGUAAAUGUUAUUGAAGCUCAAGAUAUCAUCCCGAAUGACCAGAGCCGCCUACCUGAAGUUUUUGUGAAAGCUCAGGUGGGAAAUCAGGUGCUCAAGACCAAUAUAUGUCCUGCUCGAACAGCAAAUCCAAUGUGGAACGAAGAUUUGGUUUUUGUAGCUGCUGAGCCUUUUGAGGAGGAUCUAGUCCUCAGCAUUGAGGACCAUAUUCACCCUAUGAAAGAUGAGAUUCUUGGAAGGAUAAGUUUCCCACUGAACACAUUUGAGAAGAGGCUUGACCACCGGCCUGUCCAUUCUCGGUGGUUCAACCUUGAGAAGUUUGGUUUUGGUUCCUUGGAAGUUGACAGGAGGAAAGAGCUCAAGUUUUCAAGCAGAGUUCACCUGAGAGUAUGUCUUGAAGGUGGAUAUCAUGUGCUGGAUGAAUCAGCCAUGUACAUAAGUGAUCAAAGGCCAACAGCAAGACAACUGUGGAAGCCACCAGUGGGAAUAUUGGAAGUUGGCAUAUUAGGUGCAGAAGGGCUUCUUCCAAUGAAGAUGAAGGAUAGCAGAGGAAGCACAGAUGCCUAUUGUGUGGCAAAAUAUGGUCAGAAAUGGGUAAGGACAAGAACCAUUCUUGACACUUUCAGCCCCAAAUGGAAUGAGCAAUACACAUGGGAAGUUUAUGAUCCUUGCACAGUUAUCACAUUGGGAGUCUUUGAUAACUGCCACUUAGGAGUUGAGAAGCCAGGGAUUGGAGCAGCACGAGACUCGCGAAUUGGGAAGGUGCGUAUAAGAUUAUCAACGUUGGAAUCUCAUAGAAUUUACACUCAUUCUUAUCCCCUUCUUGUUCUGCACCCAUCAGGGGUUAAGAAAAUGGGGGAACUUCAAUUGGCAGUGAGAUUCACAAGCCUCUCUUUAGCCAACAUGAUACAUACUUAUGGCCUCCCUUUGCUUCCCAAAAUGCACUACCUUCAUCCCUUCACUGUCAACCAAGUAGACAACUUGAGAUACCAAGCUAUGAGCAUUGUUGCUAUUAGGCUUGCUAGAGCGGAACCACCACUCAGGAAAGAAAUUGUAGAGUACAUGUUAGAUGUUGAUUCCCACAUGUGGAGUAUGAGAAGAAGCAAGGCUAAUUUCUUUAGGAUCAUGUCACUUCUUUCGAGCAUAAUCUCUGUUAAUCGAUGGUUUGGUGAUGUUUGUCACUGGAAAAAUCCAGUCACCUCAGUCUUGGUUCACAUCCUCUUCUUGAUACUGAUCUGGUAUCCGGAGUUGAUUCUGCCAACUCUGUUUCUCUACAUGUUCCUCAUUGGACUAUGGAACUAUCGGUUCCGGCCAAGGCACCCUCCUCACAUGGACACUAAGCUUUCAUGGGCAGAACAUGUACACCCUGAUGAGCUUGAUGAAGAAUUCGACACAUUCCCAACGUCUAGGCCCCAAGACAUUGCUCGAAUGAGGUACGAUAGGCUCAGAAGUGUGGCCGGGAGGAUUCAGACCGUGGUCGGGGACGUAGCAACACAAGGGGAGAGGCUGCAAGGAGUGCUAAGCUGGAGAGAUCCAAGAGCAACCAGUUUGUUUAUCAUGUUCAGUCUUUUCACAGCAGUUAUGCUUUAUGUGACUCCCUUCAGAGUAGUGGCUUUAGUUGCUGGACUAUAUAUGCUAAGGCAUCCCAGGUUCAGAAGCAAGAUGCCUUCUGUUCCCAGCAACUUCUUUAAGAGAUUACCAGCUAGAACAGAUAGCAUGCUGUGAUGCUAGAGGCUCAAAAUUCCAGCGCUUCUUUUCUUUUACCAGUCUGUAUUUCAAAAAAAUACUUCGAUGUUUAAUCAUUUUUAUAACUUGCAGUUUUAUGUAAA
Lycium ferocissimum is the source of this 3734-nucleotide messenger RNA. RefSeq names its product FT-interacting protein 1. The record is from RefSeq and is a predicted model, not a curated record. Lineage: Eukaryota; Viridiplantae; Streptophyta; Magnoliopsida; Solanales; Solanaceae. The transcript has a single exon. The coding region runs from base 343 to 3630 and encodes 1095 amino acids.